Molecule: messenger RNA, 1089 nt
Organism: Caenorhabditis bovis
Lineage: Eukaryota; Metazoa; Nematoda; Chromadorea; Rhabditida; Rhabditidae
Source: the annotation of a GenBank genome assembly
AUGUUUCUGGAAGCGGAGACCGCGUUUGGUCUCAAUUUGCUCAACACUUUUCCGGCCAAUGAAUCCCUCGUUUUCUCGCCAUUAUCCAUCGCUCUUGCCCUCUCAUUGGUGCACGCUGGCGCCAAAGGCGACACCCGCACCCAAAUUGGCGAUACCCUUCUAAAAGGAUCGAAGGAUGAUGAGUUGGCUGGUCAUUUCUCGAAAAUUGGAAACGAUUUGAAGAAUCCGACAAACAGCGAUGUUCAAACCAAUGUUGCCAAUAGAAUUUUCUUGAAAAAUGGAUUCACCGUUGAGAAGAGCUAUUCCGAGUUCGUUGAGAAGCAUUUCGCUGCUGACGCGCAAACCAUUGACUUCACCAAUGGCGCAGAAGCGGCCAAGAUUGUCAAUGAGUUUAUCAAAAAGAACACCGGCAAUAAAAUUGACAAUGUCGUGCAAUCGAGCACCUUCCAAGAUGCUCUUGCUCUCUUGGUCAACGCCAUCUACUUCAAGGCCAAGUGGAGAGAGGAAUUCACGAAAUCGGGCGCAGAAAGAGAAUUCUCCAAAUCGACCAAUGAUGUAAAAAAGAUUCCGUUCAUGAGCAGCUACAUGGAAGAUCAAGACUAUGCCGAGGAUGACAUAUUCCAAGUGCUUUCUUUGCCCUACAAGGACACUUCCUAUCGUUGUUUGUUCUUCCUUCCAAAGGAGAAGCACGGACUUGCUAGCGCUCUGAAAAAGCUCGACGACAAAAGAUUCCAAGAACUUGCUGGAAAGACAAAGACAACAUACGCAACUGUUCAUCUACCGAAAGUCGAUCUUAAGAAAGAAUUAGAGCUGGUGCCGAUUCUCGAACAACUUGGAAUCAAUGACGUCUUCAGCAACAAUGCUGAUUUGAGCGGAAUGGCAAAAGGUGUGAAGAUCAGCGACGUUAUCCAUCACGCAGUCAUUAAAAUUGAUGAGGAAGGCACCACCGCUGCCGCCGCAGUCGUCGUCAAGGCUGUUCCGAUGAUGGCACGAAUGGAAGAACCAGUGGAUUUCAUUGCCGAUCAUCCGUUCCUUUUCGCCGUCGUCAAAGACAAUCACCCGUUGUUCCUUGGCACAUUCUUCGGUUAA